CAAGAGCUACAAUGGGACGUGGUACUCAUGUUUCCUCGACUAUUGCAGGUCGAAGGAUUAAGGGAGCAAGCUAUUUCGGUCUUGCAGAGGGUGUUGCAAGAGGUGGAGUUCCCAAUGCCAGAAUUGCGGUGUACAAAGUCUCCUGGCACGAAGGAUCUUCUGAGACAGAUAUCCUCAAAGCUUCUGAUAAUGCAAUUGCUGAUGGUGUUGAUAUUAUAUCAGUUUCCAUAGCAGCUAGUGAUCCAUAUGACUACUUUGAAAGCGCCAUUGCAAUUGGGUCUUUUCAUGCUAUGAAACAUGGGCAUUUUAGCCUCAAAUGCAGGAGGAAACUCUGGUCCUCUUCCUGUAUCUCUCCAACUACUAACCAUGGUCGCUGACGGUUGCUGCUAGC
Molecule: messenger RNA, 391 nt
Organism: Coffea eugenioides
Lineage: Eukaryota; Viridiplantae; Streptophyta; Magnoliopsida; Gentianales; Rubiaceae
Product: cucumisin-like
Exons: 1
Coding region: 12-377 (121 amino acids)
Biological process (GO): proteolysis
Molecular function (GO): serine-type endopeptidase activity
Source: RefSeq, a predicted model, not a curated record